Aquila chrysaetos chrysaetos is the source of this 911-nucleotide messenger RNA. It is a transcript of the gene SFT2D3, whose product is annotated as SFT2 domain containing 3. The record is from RefSeq and is a predicted model, not a curated record. Gene Ontology annotation, biological process: vesicle-mediated transport. Lineage: Eukaryota; Metazoa; Chordata; Aves; Accipitriformes; Accipitridae. Gene Ontology annotation, cellular component: membrane.
GCCGCCCCACGUGAGGGCGGGCCGCCGGAGAUGGCCGGUAACCCGGAUGCAGCUACUCCGCAAGAUGGCGGCGGCGGCGCUGGAGGGCGGCGCGUUGUAGCGCCCGCGAAGCGGAUCCCGGCCCCGUCAUGGCGGACCUGGGCCGGCAGUUGCAGGAGUACCUCGCGCAGUCGAGGGCCGCUGCCGCCGGCGGCCCCAGCACGGUCCCCGCGUCGCCGCCCGCCGGCUGCUUGCAGGAGGAGGCGGGGAGCGGCGGCGGCCUGGGGGCCUGGCUGGGUCCGCUGAACCCCUUCCCGCCGGGCCGCGGCGCCCCCCCCCGCGGCAGCGCCCGGUCGGGGCCGGGGCCGGGCUCGGGCUCGGGCUGGCCGUGGGCGGCCGAGGCGGACCCCUGCCUGCCGGCUCUGUCGCGCUGGCAGCGGCUGGCGGGGAGCGGGCUCUGCCUGCUGCUGGCCGCCCUCUGCUUCGGGCUGGCCGCGCUGUACGCGCCGCUGCUGCUGCUCCGGGCACGCAAGUUCGCGCUGCUCUGGUCCCUCGGCUCGCUCUGCGCCCUGGGCGCCGCCGCCCUGCUGCGCGGGCCCGCCCGCCUGCUGCGGGAGCCCAGCAGCGGCUCCCUCCUCUACCUCGGCGCCCUCGGCGGCACCCUCUACGCGGCGCUGGGGCUGCGCAGCACCCUCCUGACGGCGCUGGGCGCCGCCGUCCAGCUGGGCGCCGCCGCCGCCUCGCUCCUGGCCGCGCUGCCUGGGGGAGCCGCCGGCCUUCGCCGCCUCGGCGGCCUCCUCGGCGCCGCGCUGCGCCGGCGCGGCAAAGCGCUGCCGGUGUGAGAGCGCUGCCGGGGCGAGCCCCCCGCCGCCGCGGCGAGGGGGACGGGAGCGGCCGUACCCCGGCGGGACGCGGGCGAAGGGACUGGGAGA